GUAUGGUACCUAUCCGGCGCCAAGACAACCCCCAAUUUGGCCCCACAUAAUGUGUAUGUAGGACUUUGAACCUUCCAAACGACAAACUGUAUAACAUCAUAGCCUCAAACCCUAUCUAGAGACUUACAUUUCCAUUUAUCUUCACUACUUAUAGCUAUAUACUAAUAGCAUCGAGAGGGGAGACAGACACAAGAUGCGCAUACCAACACUCACCAGCGUCCUCUUAGGCGCCCUCUCCGCAUGCUCGCUUACCUCCGCCGAAACAACAUCGUUCAGCGGCUCAACCAGCGUCGUCGUAGACGGAAAGACAUACCACGCCAAGUACAAAGGCAAAGGGCUUAGUACAGAUCAAGCAUCAGACGCCAUCCUCGCCUCACCAACAGACUCUCUAACACUAUGGAUUCCAUCCUCACAACAUCUUUCCAACCCACACGUCCUGCCACCGACUACGCACGCAACACUCUCCUCCCUCGGCGUCUCGCAGACCGCGCCGUUAACUGCGGCCGGAACAUUCGUUUUCCAGAAUCUAACGAUCGGAUCGUACCUCGUCGAUAUCCAUUGUCGAACGCAUGCCUUCGCGCCGCUGCGCGUGGAUGUUGCGCAGCGAAGCACGAGCGCUACUAAUACUGAUGGAACGAAAGAGCAUAACGAGACACCGGUAUUCUUUGUGUGGGAGACGUACCGCGGAAAUGACUGGGGAAAUAAGGGCCAGAAGGUGCAAAAGAAUGGGGACGGAUAUUUCGCGCUGCGGGCUUUGGGCCCGAAGGAAUAUUAUACUGAGAGGGGAUCUUUCUCCGUCUUCGGCAUUCUUAAGAACCCCAUGAUCCUCAUGGGUCUCGUCAGCAUGGUACUCUUCCUCGGCGUGCCGAAGCUAGUUGAGAACAUGGACCCCGAAAUGCGAGCCGAGUGGGAAGAACAGCAAAAGAACAACCCAAUGAACUCGAUAAUGGGCGGUCAACAAUCCAGCGCCAACCCCAUGGGCAACUUCGACAUGGCCGCUUACCUUGCGGGGCAGAAGAAAGAUGAAAGCGAGGCAUCUGCUGCUGGUAGUAACAACAGCGGUAGCAAAAAGGCAGGAAAGAGAUAGAGUGUUAUGAGAUAUUGAAUUAUGGCAAGCUUGUACGAACAUUUAUAUAGAGGGAAUAGAACGGCUAGAGGACGGUGUCAAUCCUAUCAACUCGAAUAUAGACACAUGCGCAUGGAGAUAAGUGAUUCGUAAAACGAAGCUGCAUUGCAGGACCUAUGUACCUAACCGACCCAACCCAGCCAGACCCUUCCACUUCA
Messenger RNA from Hypoxylon trugodes, 1284 nucleotides. RefSeq lists its product as uncharacterized. Bases 194 to 1087 code for a protein of 297 amino acids. The record is from RefSeq and is a predicted model, not a curated record. The transcript has 3 exons. Gene Ontology annotation, cellular component: EMC complex. NCBI's taxonomy places the organism in Eukaryota, Fungi, Ascomycota, Sordariomycetes, Xylariales, Hypoxylaceae.